Rhododendron vialii is the source of this 2176-nucleotide messenger RNA. RefSeq names its product sodium/hydrogen exchanger 1-like. The record is from RefSeq and is a predicted model, not a curated record. The transcript is spliced from 14 exons. Gene Ontology annotation, biological process: proton transmembrane transport; regulation of pH; sodium ion transport. The coding region runs from base 368 to 1690 and encodes 440 amino acids. Lineage: Eukaryota; Viridiplantae; Streptophyta; Magnoliopsida; Ericales; Ericaceae. Gene Ontology annotation, molecular function: sodium:proton antiporter activity. Gene Ontology annotation, cellular component: membrane.
AAAAGUUAAUAGCAUCGGAGAAAAUUGGUUAAAGAACACAACUUUAUUUGGAGCCGUCACUUGUAUAUGAGACCAUGUGCAUUGAAUGAUUUUUAACGAAAUUUAUAUCUGGAGUUGUAUUUUAAAAUUGUGUUCGUAGCAUUACUAUAACCCAGAAGUCUGAACCUUAAAAUCCCAUUCCCAAGUCAAGAAAUACUCAGAAGCCGUGGGUUAUAUUUUAUAGCAGCCACUGGAAUUCCUGAUUUCCAUUUUCCUGAUUCAAAACUUCUCUCCAGUACCUUCCUUUUCUUCCCUAUCUCUGUACACCCAAUUUGUGAAUGCCAAAUUCUACAAAAACCACCUCAACAACAAGUAGUAGUCACAAAAAAUGGGCAUCUCUGAUUCAAUUCCGGUCCACUUCUCACUAUCCUCCUCCUCUUCAAUUCUCGAUGUAAGCACUGUCGUUGCCAUCACUGUGUUUGUCGCCCUCCUCUGUGCUUGCAUCGUGAUUGGUCACCUCAUCGAGGAGCAUCGGUGGGCCAAUGAAUCGAUCACUGCCCUUCUUCUGGGUUUGGUGGCUGGGUUAGUGGUGUUAUUGAUCAGCAAAGGCCACAGCUCGCAAAUACUUACUUUCAGUGAAGAACUGUUCUUCAUCUAUCUGCUGCCCCCAAUCAUUUUCAACGCUGGUUUCCAGGUCAAGAAAAAGCAAUUCUUCAAGAACAUCUCGAUAAUAUUGAUGUUCGGAAUAAUUGGCACAAUUAUAUCGUUCUGUCUCAUAUCACUCGGGGUCGGUUUGCUAUUCAAAAGGAUUGGUGUGACAACCCUGGAUAUUAAAGAUUACUUAGCUAUUGGUGCCAUACUAUCAGCCACAGAUUCCGUUUGCACGUUGCAGGUCCUCAAUCAAGAUGAUACACCCUUCCUUUACAGUGCCAUCUUUGGGGAGGGAGUAGUGAAUGAUGCUACCUCGAUUGUGCUUUUCAAUUCAGUCCAAUCGCUUAAUAUCAGCAACAUUGAUGCUUUGACAGCCUUGAAAUUAUUGGGAACCUUCCUUUACCUCUUCUUCAGUAGUACUGCACUUGGAAUAGCAGUGGGGCUUUUAAGUGCAUUUGGCAUAAAGACACUUUACUUUGGAAGACAUUCCACAGAUCGUGAAGUUGCAAUCAUGAUGCUUCUGGCCUAUUUGUCAUACAUGGUGGCUGAGGUGCUCAAUCUUAGUGGGAUUUUGACUGUUUUCUUUUGUGGCAUUGUCAUGUCUCACUACACAUGGCACAAUGUUACUGAAAGCUCAAGGGUAACAACCAAGCAUGGAUUCGCUACAAUUUCAUUCAUUUGCGAAACCUUCAUAUUCUUGUAUGUGGGUAUGGAUGCAUUAGACGUAGACAAAUGGACAGCCAGCGAAGCAAGUCCCCUAACUUCAGUUGCUGUCAGCUCAACUCUCUUUGGACUGGUGUUGGUUGGGAGGGCAGCAUUUGUGUACCCUCUUGUGAAUAUUUAUAAUUGCUUCGCUAAAAAAGACAGUGACAAGAUUAUUUUCAAGCAACAGUUUAUCAUGUGGUGGGCAGGCCUAAUGAGAGGUGCAGUUACCAUUGCUUUAUCUUACAACCAGUUCUCGGAUGAUUCUUCCUCUGAGUCAGCAUUAAUGAUCACAAGUACGAUAAUUGUUGUUCUGUUUAGCACAGUGUGUGUAUCAAACAGGUGUUCGGUUCAGUGACAAAGCCUCUGAUCGAAGCAGUGCUGUUAAGAAAUGCAAAGCCAACGGUCUCAGAUGCAACUGAUUCUCCAAGCCUAGAAGAUCUUAGACUUCUGUUCCUCGAAAAUGGUGAUCCAGUUGAUGAGAGUAGCAACCAACCGGUCCGUAAGAGAAGUAGUCUAAGGUUGUUAAUGGCAAACCCCACGUCUACUGCUCACUACUUUUGGAGAAAAUUUGAUGACAGAUUCAUGAGACCAGUUUUCGGUGGAAGGGGCUUUGUUCCAUUUGUUCCAGGUUCACCAACUGGUGCAGCAGAUGAAACUUCUUAAGAAGUGUAAAGGUGAACAACAUGUUUACCGUUGAUUUUGCUUCUGUAAAAUAGAAAAGUAUGAGUAAGAUAUGAGUAGCAACUCGCAAUCGUGUACAUUAGAGCUGAUUUAAUUUAUUGAAUACUUUGCGAAAUGUUCAGUUCAUUAUACCAUGGAAUAAAAGUGCAUGUUGUUACUA